Molecule: messenger RNA, 354 nt
Organism: Mesocestoides corti
Lineage: Eukaryota; Metazoa; Platyhelminthes; Cestoda; Cyclophyllidea; Mesocestoididae
Source: the annotation of a GenBank genome assembly
AUGCUGCGUAGCGGUGUCUGUUUGCUCGUGUUCGUUGGUCUGGUUGUGGCCUCGCAACCACCCAAAAUGGGAAUGGGCGGUGGUGCCAAGGCAAUGACUCGAGAGCAGCUGGACUCGAAGGAGAUUCAGGAAAUGGUAAGAAAUGCACUCAGUGCCACGAGUCCUUGUGUGGACCUGGUGAGUGUGGUGGAUGGGACGGUUCAGGUGGUGAAUGGCAUGAAAUACCACUUCCACGUGAAGACUGCACUGAAUAGGUCGUGCGUGGAGGCAAUGAAGAAGAAGAAGCCGGUAUCUACAGUGACGGUUCAUCAGCCGGCAGGUCGCGACUCGAAGCCGGUCUACACAGUGGCAUGA